Messenger RNA from Catharus ustulatus (Swainson's thrush), 7549 nucleotides. RefSeq names its product CUGBP Elav-like family member 2 (gene CELF2). Gene Ontology annotation, cellular component: ribonucleoprotein complex; cytoplasm; nucleus. The transcript is spliced from 14 exons. The record is from RefSeq and is a predicted model, not a curated record. NCBI's taxonomy places the organism in Eukaryota, Metazoa, Chordata, Aves, Passeriformes, Turdidae. Gene Ontology annotation, biological process: regulation of alternative mRNA splicing, via spliceosome; mRNA splice site recognition. The coding region runs from base 301 to 1893 and encodes 530 amino acids. Gene Ontology annotation, molecular function: mRNA 3'-UTR binding.
ACUACAAAAAGGUCAAAUUUGAUCAGUUGGAGCAGAUUACAAGGGCUUUAAAAGGUAGUGGUGAAGAAAUGAAACUGGGACUGUGAAGCAAUAUAGCACAAGAUUGAUUUUGGGGGUGGAGAGAAGCUGGGACAAGUGCUUAUCAGCUUGAGAGGAGGAAGAGCUGUGCUGGGUUUGUUGUCAUUCCCACACUGAGUAGAGUACUUGCUGCUUUUGUGGUUAGCCUUCCCUGCCGUGGUUUUUCUUCUUUUUUCUUUUUUUCGUUUUUAAUAUACAUAUUUUAUUAUUGUUAUUACUACAAUGGUGUCUAUAAUCUCUGACUUGGAUCCUCUGAAAAGCUGGAAAGUUUUAAGAGAGACUGCCACAGAGUUAUCUGGAACAUUACCAAGUAACGGCACAGCUAACAAGAUGAAUGGAGCUUUGGAUCAUUCAGACCAACCAGACCCAGAUGCCAUUAAGAUGUUUGUUGGACAGAUUCCCCGUUCGUGGUCAGAAAAAGAAUUAAAAGAACUUUUUGAGCCUUAUGGAGCUGUCUACCAGAUUAAUGUUCUCCGAGACAGAAGUCAGAACCCUCCCCAAAGUAAAGGUUGUUGUUUCGUAACAUUUUAUACAAGAAAAGCUGCUCUUGAGGCACAGAAUGCACUGCACAAUAUUAAAACUUUACCUGGGAUGCAUCAUCCUAUUCAGAUGAAACCUGCAGAUAGUGAAAAGUCAAAUGCUGUGGAAGACAGAAAAUUGUUCAUAGGAAUGGUUUCGAAGAAGUGUAAUGAGAAUGAUAUCAGGGUGAUGUUUUCUCCGUUCGGCCAGAUAGAAGAAUGCCGAAUCCUUCGGGGACCAGAUGGGCUGAGCCGAGGCUGUGCGUUUGUCACAUUUUCUACAAGGGCAAUGGCACAGAAUGCAAUCAAAGCCAUGCACCAGUCUCAGACCAUGGAGGGCUGCUCUUCGCCAAUCGUGGUGAAGUUUGCUGACACCCAAAAGGACAAGGAGCAGCGGCGUUUGCAGCAGCAGUUGGCUCAGCAGAUGCAACAGCUCAAUACUGCCACUUGGGGAAACCUCACAGGUCUUGGAGGACUCACACCACAAUAUCUAGCUCUCCUGCAGCAAGCAACUUCCUCCAGUAACUUGGGUGCCUUCAGCGGCAUUCAGCAAAUGGCCGGCAUGAACGCUUUACAAUUACAGAAUUUGGCAACUUUAGCAGCCGCAGCAGCUGCCGCCCAGACCUCAGCUACCACCACCAAUGCAAACCCUCUCUCCACAACGACUGGUGCUCUGGGAGCCCUCACAAGUCCUGUGGCUGCAUCAACUGCUAAUUCCACAGCUGGUGCGGCCAUGAAUUCUUUGACUUCUCUGGGUACUCUCCAAGGACUGGCUGGAGCCACUGUUGGACUGAAUAAUAUUAAUGCACUAGCAGGUACCGUAAACAUUGCUCAAAUGCUCUCAGGUAUGGCGGCCCUGAACGGAGGACUCGGCGCAACAGGCCUGACGAACGGCACGGCUGGCACGAUGGACGCGCUCACCCAGGCCUACUCAGGAAUCCAGCAGUACGCGGCCGCCGCGCUGCCCACCCUCUACAGCCAGAGCCUGCUGCAGCAGCAGAGCGCCGCAGGCAGCCAGAAGGAAGGUCCGGAAGGGGCAAACCUCUUUAUUUACCACCUCCCCCAGGAGUUUGGAGACCAGGACAUUCUGCAGAUGUUCAUGCCUUUUGGAAAUGUUAUCUCUGCUAAAGUCUUCAUUGACAAACAGACCAAUUUGAGCAAGUGCUUUGGUUUUGUUAGCUAUGACAAUCCGGUCUCUGCACAAGCUGCUAUCCAGGCUAUGAACGGCUUUCAGAUUGGCAUGAAACGCUUGAAGGUUCAGCUGAAACGCUCCAAAAAUGACAGCAAACCUUACUGAUCUUAACCCCAGAUGCUUACUGCUCUUGUUUUAGCUUUCUUAGGGUAAGUCCCAUGAGCAAACCUGUCCUCUGCAGGGGGGUUAAGAAAGAACAUAGAGCCAACCUUCACCAAGAGACAGUUAUUUUUACAGUUACCACUUCCAUCUCCCCACUUGUCCUUACUACACUUGGCUCCCAUUUCCUUGCCAAGUAAUUACUGAGUUGUGUUACUGUAUUUUGUUUUGCAGCAUAAUUUAUCUCCUUUUUGAAACAAAAAUAAACGUCUUGAAGUUCUAAACAGCACACACACACAGACACACAAAAAUGUGCAAUUUAACUCUGUGAACCCUGGUGCCAUUAGCACACAAUAAAAGUUGUUUUCUAUGGAUGGAUCGUAUUUUACCAGGGUGGCACCAGCAGUUUAUAGGUUAAACAAAAUGGCCUCAUGCCAGUUGAAGCACUUAUUUUGCAACAAAAAUUGAAAACAAGUCUUUCCACUACAUCAACUUGUUUUUUGAGAAGAUCUGAUUUUUUUUUCGGUUCAAACCAACGUAUUGUUAUAUAUUAGUCUGAUUUUACACUGGUCGUCUUUAUAUUUCAUUUUUUUUAAGUUCUUGUUUUUUUGGAAAGGAUUAAUGUAAAAAAGAUUUAGAGAUCUGUUUCUAAAGCUACAGGGUUUAAAAUAAAAAAAAUAAAAUAAAAUGAGUGACAAUACUUGAUGUUUCUUGAGAGAUAAAUUUAAUAAUAAUAAAAAAAAGAAAGCCACAGGCCUGUAAAUUUUAUUUGUAAAAAGCAUUUCUAUUUUUAUACAAAAUUUUUACUGCCUCAGAAAUAAUGGAAUUUAUUUAUUGCCUAUUGUUAACUUAUUGGAUACCUAAAGAGCAGCUCUCUAUGCUAGCUAGAUCCUUUGAAGUAGUCUCUAGAGUAAUUGUGCCAAGAAUGGGCGCUUUUUCACUGUUGAACCCUCCACCCUUUGCAGUUCAUGCUUUUAUCCUCUUGUUUGUAUUUGUCUGGUUAUUUUGUUCGUAGUUUCCAUUACCUAGUUUAAAGUUCAGUUGUCUGACCCUUUUUCCCCCCUCUCCCUGAACCUUUCUGUUACAUUUGUAGAAACUGGUUCUUUCCUCUCUUUUCUCCCCAAAGAGGAAUCCAUUUUCUCUGACUCCUUUCAGAUGGAUUCUUUUGGGGUUCCAUUGUGUUCUUGUUGACAAGUAUUGUAAGUUAAUGCAAAUUAUGUGAACGGCUCGUAGGCUCUACUGAUAAAAGAUUUGCAUUAGUUUUCUCCUGCACCCAUAAAAGUGAUUUUGUUUGUGCUGCAUAGAUUCUGUGUAACUUUUUUUCCUCUUCCUUGUUUUUUCCCUAGACAUCUCCAUGCCCGUUAGCCCAUCGUUUGCCUAGCAUGUCCCUGUGGCGUCUCAAAAAAAAAAAGUUUCAUCGUCCCGUCAUUGUUUCUGAUGUCUUUCUGACCUCACAUCAUAUUUGGUUCUCCUACUGACCUAGUUUGACCUUUGAAAUUUGCAUGUGACCUCAUCUAGCUAUGAAUUCUGGGAAGUCAAUGUGAAAAAACAUUGCUGCAUUCAUGCAAGACUGAAAUUUAUUAUUAGAUAAAUUAAUGAUAGGAUUUAAAAACAACCUGUGGCAAAAUGUUUUUUCUUUCUUUCCUUUUAUUUUUUUUUUUUUUUUAGUUUUGGUUUUUGGUUUUCUUCUUUCCUUGGAGAUUUUGUUUCCUUUUGUUUGGGUUUUUUGUUUUGGGUUUUUUUCUUGGUUGAUUUUUUGUUUUGGUUUGGUUUUUUUUUCAUUUCGUAAAAAAAAAAAUAAAAAAAAAACAGACUUGAAAGUAUUAUACAGGGAUUGGCAUUCUGCCUGGUCACUGGUGACAAUAGCAAUAUGUGUCCAGAGGCACAGAAUGUUGGUUUCUAACAGACUACUUCCAAAACAGUUUGAGAAAUAAAACUGUCUGAUUUUAAGUCUCUAGAGGUCUGUAAUAGUUUUUACAUUUUUCAGGCAGUGUAAAGUUUUUUGAUAAGGCCAUUUUAGGUGGCUCACUUUCUCAUUAAAGUAUAUAUAUAGAACCACUUUUUGUAGAUUAGUAUAAGAAAAUAUUUACCCUGUUUUAGGGCAAAUGCUACCUACUUGUGUCACCUUUUGCUGAACUGACUCACAGUUAGACAAUCCAUGGUUUAAUGCACAUGAAAUUACCUAUAUUUUAUACUGUUUCAAUGUACAGAAGAAAGGUUACUGUAAAAUGUGUUACGUUGGUGCUUCUGUGAAUUAAGUUGUGGUUUCAUCAUGAGUCUUAUGGUCUUAAGUGUUCUAUGUUUAUAAAAAGACAAGUUUAAAAUUGGUUUACUUGAACAACAAGAACAAAAAGAAGAUUCAAAAAAAAAACACAAAAAAAAAGUUGUUUGCUUAAAAAAAAUAAUUUCAUGUGAAAAUGAAAAAAUAUUCCAGAAUAAGUUUGUGUUGGCUUGUGACGCAUUGAUGUCAUUUUUUUAUUGUGAACAAUUUAGGUGUGUUUGUGUUCAGCAAAAUGUGAUCAGUUUUUCUUUUAAAGAAAAAAAAAAUCAGUGAAACUAUAGUGCCAAAUUCCAAAGGUACUUUCUUCCUAGAGCUUCAGUGUGUUUCUUGUGUGAAGUAAUUUGAUAACAUGGGUAUUUUAUUAUGUGUUUUGUAUAAAUCCCUAAUAUUUAAAGAAAAAAAGAGGUUAAAAAGUUUGUUAACUUGCUAUCCUGUGGUCUUGUUGCCUGAAAUUGUUAUUGUUUGUUAUUUCUCUUUGAUGUUUUUUGUAAAACAUUGUAUAAGUGCCCAUGUUUCACUUUUUUAACCACUCUGCACACAUCAAUGCUGUGAAAGCAAACCUCACUAUGUAUUUUCUUCAUAUUGUAUGGAAACCUCUAAGGUGAGAAAGUUUUGAACUUUUAACCCUUUCCACCCAGAGCUGUCUUGAGUGUUAAUACCUUUUAUACAUUCACCAUUUUGCUGUUUAUUUUUAUAUAUAUAUCUAUAUCUAUAAAUAUAUAUAUACUUAGUUUUUUGUGGUUUAUUUAAUACAUGGUUGAAAUCAGAACAAUGCACAGGGCAGAUCUGAAGGACAAAAAUAUUUUACUGCUGUCUAAAUUUCUUCUGUAUCUAUAACUAAAAUUAUUUAAAACCGUAAUUAACUUGUGGUUUUCCUUUUUAGAUUUUGGGGAUUUUGUCUUUUCUUAAAGAGCUUUUAAUAUGCUGCUGGAAUAUGCUAUUCAGUAUUAAUAAAAUAAAAGAAAAAGAAAACAAUUCUUUAAUUAUCUAUUGUGUGAACCACUCCCAGACAGGAGCGGUCAAUCCACCAUUUGAAAACCUUGAGGAGAAAAAAAAAAAAACAGAAUAAUAAUAUUUUUGUAAUUUAAAUAAAUGAACUUUUGCUUAAAUCAGAUGCACUAGAUCUUCCUGGGUGAAAAUUCAGUGUGCACUGCAGUUAAACUACUUUUUAUGGAUAAAGUUUACAUACACUGUAAUGUUUGGUGUUAUUUGCCAUUAUUUGUCACGGCAAUAUAUUGGCUUACUCCUGCAGACACUCGUACCGAGAGGAGUAACUUUACUCGUACCCGUGGUCCAUGGCAAUAUCUGUGUGACUGAUGUGGGUGUUUGCUGGAGGAAGCUCUUUGUAAGGAACCAGAAAAAAGAUGCUGGUAGCCCUUUUCACUGCCUUGUAAGUCUGAUUGGGUUGCGUUUCUACCGCACAAACAGUGACCAACAACCAAAUUGGGUUCUUUGCCACCGGUUUAGCGAAUUCAUUGCCAAUCCAAUGCGUGUGAGCAGCAGUACCUGCUACAGGUCAUAAAGUGCCAUACCUUCUUCCACCUCCUAGUUCUAUCUGGUUAUAUCUGAAGCCACCUAAAAUUAAAAAUGAAGCCCUAUAUGAGCAACAUCAGCUGGUGCACUCUUGUCUCUCAUCCCCAACUUAAAUGCUUCUUUAUGUAGAGCCCUGGGAUGGAAAGGACUAGCCUCUAGUGAUGCAAAAAAAUUUCCUUCUUAUAGCACAUGCACUUAUAAAUAAAUUAUCUAUACUUUUCUCACGUUUUUACUACUGCUGGGGCCUUCCUACACCCUUUGAGGGCUAUUUUGUACUACUUGCAGCAAUUGUGCGUAUUCAAAGUAUCAUCUCACGUACGUUAUAUUAUAUAUAUGUACAUAUAUAUAUAUAUAAUAUGAGAUCAUCAUUUGGACUGUUUAGAGACUGUUUCACUAAUUUUUCUCAUUGUACCCACCGUCUAAAUUUCCAAAGCUUUUGUAGAUGCCCUGGUGUGUCCUGUGGGUUUUCCAGUCCAGUUAGAGCCUCUGGUCCUUGGGCAGUGUAACUCGGCACCAGGCUGCCCUGAAUUACUCCACGGGACAUUGGCUUAGCAGUGGGAGACAAGGAAUGUUUCUGUACUUCCAGGCAACUGAGAUGAGUCAUUGCUUUAAAAAACUGUCCAUCUCUGGGAAAAAAGAUAAAUUCAAAAAUAAAAACUAAAAUUCAAAUACAAAACCAAAAACCCAAACAUACACCUCCUGGAGGCAAAUUAUCUACCAGGUCUCUUUCAAAAUAAUGAAAGGAAAAAGCUGCAAGGGUGCAAGGGCCUAAUAAGAGAGGAAGUAAAACAAGGGAAAUUGCUUUACAAAAUUCUAAUCAAAAGACUAGACUAGUUGUUUUAUCAAACAAAUUAGCUAAUUGCAAUGAAAUGGCAGUCCUCAAAGGAGUAACAAGUUCAUCUUUCUUUCACCAUAGGGGUUACAGUUCCUUGGCUUGUGCUACUCUGGAAUCAUUUUACUGUUUCUGUUUUUAUUAUCUUAAGUGCUAAUUAACAAAAGGAAAAAAAAUAUCCUGUAGUUUCAUUACCUUUUUGGAUAAUGUCAUACAAAAAGAAAAAAAAAAACAAACCUAUGUAUUUGUGUUUUUUUCGUGCUGUGGGAAUUGUUGUUUGUAGAUUAAUAAUACUAUCAUUUUGUUUAGAAUUACAAAAUAGUUUUUAAGUAUUGUCUGAGAAAAGCCAAAGUUAAUGCAAUCUAGUGGAAACUGUAAGACCAUUUGAGUAUUGUUUCUGUUUUAUUGAUGCAUUUGGAUUUUGUUGUUUGAUGGAAUUUGAGCCAAAAAAAAAAAAAAAAGAACAAAAAAAAGGCAAAAAAAAAAGCAGGCUUUCCUAUUUCUACAACUUGAUUGUACUUAUGCAUUUUGUACCAGUGGAACUUUUUAUACUGGAGAUUAAAAAACAAAUGGAAAUUUUUGUGGCUUACUCUUGUGGGCCCCCUCGAUCAUGACUGAUUUUCAAGUUUGAUUUCUGGACGGUAGAAAGAGAGUUGGUUUUGUUUCGAGAAUUCAAAACUUUGGCUUGAUUUCUUUUUUUCCCUUUGCUUAUAUCUAGUGUUUAGAAUUUUGUCUUAACAAAAGCGGUAAGUUUCACUUUUUAUUCUGUAUCGUGCAGUUACACAAUAAGGUAAUUAGAAUUAGGAGUACUCGGUCACUUUGCGUGGAUAAAUGUAUUAGUUAAAACGUUAGGGGUUUGCUUUUUUGCUGUUUAGAUCAGAGUUUUUUCUGAUUCUUCUGUCCUCAUUGUGAACAUAACCGUGUAGUUGAAACAGUCAGACUUAUUUUUGUAACGUAUGUUAUUGUGUGAUGCAGUUUUUUGCUUCUGUCUCCAAUAUUAAACCAUUUUCCUAAUA